AUGUUGAUCCUCAGCAUCUUCUUUCAAUGUCUUGUCCUCAAGACAACUACUUCGAGUGCCAUUCAGGCAAGGUCAGCUGCGAACUUGAUUGUAACCCAUCCGGAAAGUAUCCAACCUCCCAAGGGCUACAUCUCUAGGUUCUACAACGAUGUACCAUCUCCGACACAGCUUGGCAUCAUCUCAACAUGUAAUGCUUACUAUCUUGUCCAAAAAGGCGAUUAUUGCGACACUGUGAUUUCCAAAUUCGGUAAUUAUACGCUGAGUGAUUUCUACAAUUGGAAUCCAGCGGUCAAAUCAGAUUGUUCACAGCUCUUGGAUGGUUAUUAUGUUUGCAUUGGCGUUUCAGAUACCUCGGCAGCUGCAGCUUCUAAUAAUAUAGCUGCUGUGGUGAGUGCAGCGCACACAGCAGCCUCAGCAGCUUCAGCACCCACGCCAACUCAGUCUGGAAUUACCAGUAACUGCAACAACUACUACGAGGUUGUCUCUGGUGAUUCGUGCGUUGGCAUUGCCAACAACUACGCCAUCACACUGGACCAGUUCUACAGCUGGAAUCCAGCCGUGGGCUCCAACUGUCAGAAUCUUUUGGCCGGUUAUUUCGUCUGCGUGGGAGUUGCAGAACCCCCCACCACUACAAGCGUCCCUGCUACUGCUACUACUAGCACCGCUUCAGCACCUUCACUGACCCAAAGCGGGAUUGCUUCAGAUUGCACGGAAUAUUACAAGGCACAAUCCGGGGACACAUGUGUCUCGAUCGCCAAGCUGUAUUCGUAUCUGACUUUGGCAUUGUUUGAGCAGUGGAAUCCGGCGACAUACAUAUUCAGCAAUAUCCCGGUGACAAUGCCCUCAGGGUUUGCCCUAAUUACUCCAGCUUCGCGUGGCAUAGGGUUUGCUCUCGCGCGACAGCUUCUCGUUCAUACUGAGCUGCCAGUAUGCAUAACAGCGCGCAAAAAUUGCGAACAGUUGCAUGAUAAACUCCUCAACUCUCUUCAAGCACAGAAUAAUGCAGGGAAGAGGUUGACUGUGUUCCAAGUCGACGUUACAGAUGAAUCGAGUAUAUCUGCUCUGGCUUCUCGGCUCCGCAAACAGUUCAGCGAUAUUCCACUCCGUCUGGCACUGACCAUCCCCGGAAUUCUGCGCGUGGAAAAAUCGCCGAGCCAGAUCAAUUAUGAGGAUGCUCUGGAGAGCUUCAAGGUCAAUUCGUUAGGCCCAUUGCUGCUGAUGAAGCACUUGCACAAAUUCCUGCCUUCCAAAUCAAGCCAGCCAUUCUCUGCGGAAUCUCCUUUUCGUUGUUUAGAGAAAGAGCAGCCAGAUCCCCCAUUCCAGCUCCCCUCGCAUGCCAUAUAUUGCAUGAUGGCAGCUCGUGUAGGCUCGAUUUCGGACAAUACCUUGGGUGGAUGGUACUCGUACCGAGCUAGCAAGUCGGCUGUUUUCCAACUUGCGAAAACGUUUGAUUUGUAUCUGCGGUCGCGAAGUGCGGAUAGAGCACUGGCGGUGGCGAUGCAUCCUGGCACGGUACGCACGGACUUUACGAGGGAUUAUUGGGAAUCUAGUAGGAAUGUGCUGGAGCCAGACGAUGCUGCGUUGAAGUUACUCCAAGUCCUGUGUGGAAUUCCGCCGGGGAUGAAUGAUGGGAGGGGCCGUUGUUGGGACUGGAAAGGAGAGGAGGUGUUUCCAUAG
Messenger RNA from Talaromyces atroroseus, 1677 nucleotides. RefSeq lists its product as hypothetical. The transcript has 6 exons. The coding region runs from base 1 to 1677 and encodes 558 amino acids. The record is from RefSeq and is a predicted model, not a curated record. NCBI's taxonomy places the organism in Eukaryota, Fungi, Ascomycota, Eurotiomycetes, Eurotiales, Trichocomaceae.